This is a messenger RNA of Sinocyclocheilus rhinocerous, 1054 nucleotides long. It is a transcript of the gene 42sp43, whose product is annotated as P43 5S RNA-binding protein. The coding region runs from base 93 to 857 and encodes 254 amino acids. The record is from RefSeq and is a predicted model, not a curated record. The transcript has 6 exons. Gene Ontology annotation, cellular component: nucleus. NCBI's taxonomy places the organism in Eukaryota, Metazoa, Chordata, Actinopteri, Cypriniformes, Cyprinidae.
AAACUCUCUUAUUUAUUAAUGUGAAUUGAACGAGGCAAAGUAACAAUAAUCACAUUGAAAGUGCAAUGAUAUAGUUGCAUACGCAUUUGAAGAUGAUGAACGCACGGGUGGUUGAGAAAGAGGACGCUGUGCCGCGACUGCAGCUGUUUAAUUGCGCUUACACUGAUUGUGGCGCGACAUUCGUCCGUCAGUGGCGUCUGCUGGAGCACGAGACCGUGCAUACCGGUGCGCGACCUCACAAGUGUGUUGUAGCAGGAUGUGGACGCAGUUUCACCCGUAAAUCGCACCUGAGCCGACAUGCUUUAAUACACAGCGGGGUGAAAGACUUGAAGUGCAGUGCCGCUGCAUGUGGCAAGAGCUUCUUCACCGCUGAUAAACUUAAGAGGCACGUGCGGUACGCUCACAGCGAGAAACGCGAAUAUUUCAAGUGUGAAGAGCCAAAGUGCGCAAAGACGUUUAGGAAACGGAGAGCGUUAAAACUGCACCUGGCGACGCACGGUACAUCCAGUUUCAGAUGCUUGAAAAGCGGAUGUGGAAUGAGGUUCGAGUCUCACGUUGCGCGGAAAGCACAUGAUAGGAGACAUUCAGAUUUUAAUUCGCUGGUUAUUUGUGUUAAGCACCCACAUAAGCGGAGCAGCAAGAGUUGGCAGAAACGUUUGGAAGGGCGAAAUCGUCGUCCUCUAGUUGAAGACCUUCGCUCUCUCUUUUCAUUACGCAUGAAGAUCUCUCCGAGGGCCAAACUGGAAGCUGAUCUGACAGGCCUCUUUAAUGAGCGUAAAAUCCCACACCAUGUUGAUCCUGAAGUAAACCUCAGAGAUCUGUUCAGUAUCCGUCCGACUAAGGUUGCUGAUAAAUAGAAUUUUUUUUUUUCUUUUUUUUCCGUGUAUACAAAUACUGUGCUGACAUGAAUUCAGUUUAAAGGAAAAAUGUUUUGUUUCAGGUGUUAGUACUUGAGGUACAGAAAUUUGUUUAUUGAUUUACCAUUGUUUGAGAAACAAUAUAAAUUUAAGUUCUGUCUGUAUGAUUAAAAAUAAAGGAUUUAGUUUUGUCCGUC